Papilio polytes (common Mormon) is the source of this 2962-nucleotide messenger RNA. RefSeq lists its product as uncharacterized. The coding region runs from base 236 to 2878 and encodes 880 amino acids. Lineage: Eukaryota; Metazoa; Arthropoda; Insecta; Lepidoptera; Papilionidae. Gene Ontology annotation, molecular function: serine-type endopeptidase inhibitor activity. The record is from RefSeq and is a predicted model, not a curated record. The transcript is spliced from 15 exons.
GCACAUCAGUUCAGUUUAGGUCUUUGAGAAGUGCAGUCGUAUUUAUCUAUAAAAAUGCGGAUAGGAUAAAAAAAAGUGUAAAACAUUACAUAAAUAGACUUUAGUGAUUAAAAUAAUAUAUUUCAUUUAUGUAUAUUGAUAGUAUUGGUUGAAUAAAGCAAUUCAUCGGUUAGUGGCACCUUGAGAGCGGGUUUUUUUUCCAAUCGUAGGUUUUUCCUUGUUUUGUGUUUGCAAGAUGAGUUUGAGUUUUUGUUUCGUGGUUUUUUUAGCGAUAUUCACACAAUCAGCGAAAUGCCAGACAUAUUUGACAUCGGAUAUUAUACAACAGAUUUUCGGCGAUGGAAAAACCCCACCAGCACCUCAGGCAGGGCAAGCUCCUGCUUUAUCUCCAAACAAUACACUACAAGACAUAGAUUAUUCUGAUACCACGGACAACUAUAACCCCGCACCAGCUGACUUCGAUAGAUUCGAUUGGACUCUUACUAAGCGUGUUGCCGCAUCUGCAGAUAAUAACUUCCUUCUAUCGCCUUUGGGCUUGAAGUUAGCACUGGCUAUUCUAACUGAAGCGGCUACCGGAUCCACGCAGGCGGAACUCGCCUCCGUGUUAGGCUUUGACCUCGACAAGGCUCUAGUCAGGAAGAAAUUCGCUAGCAUAUUGGAUUCCCUGCAGACGAAAUCCUCUAAAUAUAUUCUAAACAUGGGAAGCAGAAUAUACGUCGGCGAGAAUGGUGAAUUGCGUCAGAGAUUCGCUGCUAUCGCCGAGAACUAUUAUAGAACUGAGCUGGUCAAGAUUGACUUCACCAAACCAGUUGAGGCGGCCAGUUCUAUCAAUGCCUGGGUCGCUAAUACCACACAAGGACGUCUACCAAAUCUAGUUAAUUCAGAUGACGUAGCAAACAUUGCUUUGUUGGUACUCACCACACUGUACUUCAAAGGCACAUGGGUCCAUCAAUUCACUCCCAACGAGACCACAACUCACAACUUCUACGUCACGGCCAAAGAUACUAAACCGGUAGAAUUCAUGAACGUCAGAAACAAGUUCUACUUCACGGAAUCAGCGAAAUUCGACGCCAAGAUUCUCAGAAUGCCGUACUUGGGUAAAAAAUUCGCAAUGUACAUCGUGGUUCCUAACACAUUGACCGGCUUACCGCGGGUUUACAACAGUCUGAGUGACCUGCGCGCCGAACUGUAUAGACUGCAGCGACAUCUGGUAGACGUCUCCCUGCCGAAGUUCAAAUUCGAUUACACUUCCAUCUUAGACAGCAUAUUAAAAGAGUUGGGUAUUCGUCAAGCAUUCGAGGACACCGCGUCGUUCCCCGGCAUCGCGCACGGCCAGCUGGAGCGCAUAAAGGUGUCCAAGAUACUUCAGUGCUCCGGCAUUGAGGUCAACGAACUGGGUAGCACGGUUUACUCUGCCACUGAAAUCACCCUCGAAAACAAAUUCGGCGAAGAGGAAUCCUUCUACGAGUUGGUUGCGAACAGACCUUUCAUGUUCUUCAUACAAGACGAGGAGACCAGACAAUUGCUGUUCACAGGACGUGUCUCCGACCCCAGCAACGCCGACGGCGCUCUUAAAUUCGAAAUGGUUUUGAUUCCUUUUGUCGUUUUAUCACUCCUUUGCUUUCAAAGUCUAGAAUGUCUUACUGGACGCAAACCGCAAAUAUCCCGGUUCAAUUUCUUUGAUACCGAUCUUCUGCAAUUUGCUGUUGAAGAUAAAAAAGGCAAUGUGGUCGUAUCACCUGCUAGUAUCAAAUCUGUACUGGCGAUGUUAUUGGAAGGAGCGGCGGGCGAAACAGCGAUUGAAAUAAGAAAUGCUUUAAGGUUAUCUUCUGAUAAAGAUGAAUUUAGGGAACAACUGAAUGCUUACCUUUCAGUACUAAAGACGAACGAUUCUGCGGUUACUCUACUAAAUUCAAAUGCGAUAUUUGUUGCACCUAAAGUAAGUGUAAGAAGGGAAUAUAUAACAAUUCUGUAUAAAGUAUAUUUGACCGAAGUUCGUGUUGUUAAUUUCCACGAGCCUGUGCCUACUGCUGAUCUGAUAAACACUUGGGUCAGAGAUAACACUAAAGGCUUGAUCAAUACAUUAGUGGAGCCUGAGCACUUAGAUCCUAUGUCAGAGUUGAUGUUAGCCAAUUCGUUAUACUUCAAGAGCAGUUGGCAGCACGCCUUCAAUCCUCAGUUGACGCGAGGCGCUUGCUUCAAAAGUCAGGGCAAAUGUCAAACGGUCGCCAUGAUGGAACUCCAGGCUGGACUAAACUACGCUUAUGUGGAUGAUUUGAGAGCACAUGCAAUAGAAUUGCCUUAUGAGAGUGGUCGUUACUCAAUGUUUCUGCUGGUCCCAUAUGAGCAUGACGGCGUGUCGCAGCUCCUCAGAGAUCUCCCAUACUUCAGCCUGCCACAGAUAGCGAGCCUGAUGGAAGAGACAGAUGUGCGACUACAAAUGCCCAAGUUUACUAUAGACUACAGUGACGAUAUGGCUAAAGCUUUAAGAGCGAUGAAGAUCAAACUACUGUUCACCAACAAAGCGGAUCUCUCCAGCAUGUUCAAUAGUUCGUCGCAAGUUAGCAAUAUAAUCCACAAAGUACACAUAGCCGUUGAUGAAACGGGUACAGUCGCGGCUGCAGCCUCCUCCGCUAUGGUCAUCCCACUCAUAGAGAAUGGUGUACAAAUCCGUGUCGAUCGCCCAUUCCUGUUCUUUAUAAGGGAUAAUAAGUUAGGCUUAGUAUUGUUCGAAGGAAAAGUCGAGGAACCGAUUCCUUAUGUUGAACCUAAACCUGUGACACCGAACGUAACAGAAGCUCCUGUUGUUCCAAAAAAUAUAACAUCUUCAGAGAGAAAAUAUGCGCCGAAAAACUUUAUAUCACGACUGUUCGGUUGACUUGAAGUUUGAUCAUCUUCAAGAAUACUCAGCUGUAGUUAUUAUAAAUAAUGAAUAAAUCGUUGUAAUAUGUUUAUGAUUUAA